UUUUAUUACAUCAUUAUCAUCACUCACUUUUCACUCUCUGAAUAAGCCUUCGCGAGUUCUACUAUUUUCGAGCGCAAUUUUUUCUCAAUUUCUUGAAGAAACCAUCAAUCGACACAACAAUGAACGGAAAUUCUCAAAACAAUUAUAGAGGUGUCUGGAAUAAUAAUAAUAUGCCAUCCACUGCUUUUAGUCCUGGACUAAUUCCUCACAGUAGUGGUCCUCACGCCUUUGCUGAUAACCCGCACAUACCACAUCAAGUGCCGACAUACUAUGCUGAUAACCAACAGAUACCACAUCAAAUGCCGACAUACUAUGCUGAUAACCGUCAGAUACCACAUCAAGCGCCGACACACUAUGUUGAUACCAGGAACUUACCGCAUCAAACACCGACAUAUCAUGUUGGUAACAUGCACUUAUCACAACAUCCAACACCCACACACUAUGCUGACAAUAGGCCCUUACUACCUACUCCAAUGCCAACACACUAUGCUAAUAUUAGGCACUUGCAACAUCAAAUGCCGGCACACUACACUGAUAAUAGGUACUUGCCUCAUCCAAUGCCGGUACACUAUGCUGAUAAUAGGCACUUGUUGCAUCCAACGCCGGCAUACUAUGCUGAUAAUAGACACUUGCUGCGUCCAACGCAGUUGCCACAUCAAACGGCAAAGCACUGUACAGAUAGCAAGCACUUGCCACAUCAAACGGUGGUACACAGUACAGAUAACAAGCACUUGUCACAUCAAACUGUGGUACACAGUACAGAUAACAAGCACUUGCCACAUCAAACUGCCGUACAAUAUGAAGAUAAAAUGUGCUUGCCGCAUCAAAUGACAAAAGAAUUGGCUGAUAAAAUGCACUUACCGAAUCCAAAUCCAGAAGACUAUGCUGCUAACAAGUGCUUACCACAUAAAACACCAGAUCACAAUGCUGAUAAGAGGCAGUUACCUCAGCAAACGUCAGAAGCCUAUGCCGAUAAGAGUACGUUACCUCAAAAAACGUCAGAAGCCUAUGCCGAUAAGAGGCAGUUACCUCAACAACCGUCAGAACACUCUGCUGAUAUGAACUUAUCUCAACAAACACCUAAAGACUCUGCUGAUAAGAAGUGCUUACCACAUAAAACACCAGAUCACAAGGCUGAUAAGAGGCAGUUACCUCAACAAACGUCAGAAGCCUAUGCCGAUAAGAGGCAGUUACCUCAUCAAACAUCAGAACACUCUGCUGAUAAGAACUUAUCUCAACAAACACCUAAAGACUCUGCUGAUAAGAAGUGCUUACCACAACAAACACCUGAAGACUGUGCUAAUAAGAAGUGCUUACCACCGCUUUUACAAUGUGAAAUUUGUGAUCUUAAGUUGAAUCCCAAGUGUAUGGAAUUUCAUAAGAAAGGAGGGAGACAUCGAAGAAGGUUGCUUGAACUGCAAGAACAGUCAACGAAACAUAAAACUUCAAGUGGAAAAGAGAUUAGACCUAAUCAAAGUUCUCAAACUAGUAAUAAGAGAUUACCACCGGUUGUACGUUGUGAAAUUUGUGAUAUUCAGAUAUGCUUCCCCAAUAGUUUGAAAACUCAUAAUAGGAGACGUAAACAUAAAAGGUUAUUAUCACUACGUGAGAAAUCAAUGAAACAUAAAGAUUCAAAUGGAGAAGAGAUUAGCCAUAUUCGAAGUUCUCAAAUUAAUCCAGUAGUUCAACCUAAGAAAGUUCCAACUGAUGUUUCUAAAAGGAAACUCUCGGAUCACACUGGUGCAAAGGAUCAUGGUUUCAAGGUAGAGAAUGUGAAAAAUGAAACUUCUAGUUUCAAGAAAAAGAACGUUCCAGCUGAAAUGUCUAAAAGGAAAGUCACGGAUAACACCGAUGCAAAGGAUCAUGGUUUCAAACACGACAUUGAAGGAGCAACAGGAGGUAAGUACAUGAAGAUGAAUAAUGGGAUAAGAAGGUCUGUAAAAAAUGAUCAGCCACAGUCAACUCCAGUUGAGUUGAAGGCCUCAGCAGGCUCUAAUAUUAUUGCCGAAAAAGAAUAUAUAAGUUGUGAUUUUGCUGCAACAGUAAUACUAAUACCACAGGGUCCUGUGGCUUCUCAUGCAUUCACACCACCACCACCAACAAAAGAAUCAAGUUUUGAACCCAAAAAUCAUAUUGAUUUAACAGAAGCCGAAGAACAUCACAAGGUUCAGAAAUGUGGUGUGGAAACAAAUGAUGAGCCGCAAUCAAUCUCAAUGAAGCUACAAGGCCUUGGUGGUUGUAAUAUUAGCUCAGUGGCUGAAGAUAAUUCUUCUGACUCUGAUGUAAUAGUAAUAGCACUACCACAAGGACAUGUGACUUCUCAGGUACUAACACCAUCACCAGCAGCGGGAUCAAGUUUUGAACAUCCAAUUCAAAUCGAUUCUCAGAUCGAAGUAGAAGAAGGCCCAGAAUUCCACGAGGUUCAAAAUCAUAGUGUGGAAACAAAUGAUCAACCACACUCAAUAUCAACGGAGUUCCAUGCCAUUGCAGGUUCUGAUAUUAAUACCUCGACCGAAGGUACAUGUUCUGAUUCGGGUGCAAUCUUAAUAGCAUCACCACCAUCUAAUAUUGCUUAUGAGGUAUCCACACCAGUAGCAGUUAUUCAAACUGGAAUGUCAGAUAGCAAUAAUGAGAUUCAAAAUCCUAUUGUUGAUUCAAAUAAUCAGCACCGUUCAAUCUCAAUGGAGUUGCACGGCAUCGCCGGUUCCAUGACAAACAACCAAACCGAAGUUGUGAACUCUGAUUCUACAGCGAGAGAAAUUUAUAAAGAACCACUUGCAUCCCUACUGCCAGAUGCAGUUGGGUUAAGUUUUGAGCCUGUAACUGAACAUGGUCUAGAUACUGAAACAGAACCUAAUGUGUCGGAAGCCAUAUUAUAUAGUGAGAGCCAACAUCCUGCUGAGGAAACAGAUAUUGAACUGCUACCACCUGUCUUAAUGGAGAUUGAUGUCCCAUUAGAGGUCGGUGCUGAAACCAAAACUGAAGAUGGAAAUUCUCAAGCCAAAAUGAAGAUGGAUGUCGAUCUUUCCCCUGAAUCAGGAAAAACUAAGUUGCUUAAGGUAUCUGUUUGUCUUACGUGUGGCGAUGAAGGCUUUGAAGAGGCAAUAGUAUAUUGCAGCAAAUGUGGAGAUUAUGCAAUGCAUAGAUAUUGUUUAGUCGGUCCUGUGGUUUUUACCGACAAGGUUACUUGGUUUUGUAUGGAUUGUGAAGAAGUGGUAGUAGAAGCAGAUCAUCCUAACAGUGAGACUCCAGAAUCAGAAAAAGAUGAAGUUGUUUUUGAUCCGCAGCCUAUUGCUGAUCCAAUCUGGAGGGGAAGUUUACAGGUUUUCAACAAAAGCUUUGAUAAAAUCAGGGGACUAAUGGGACAUUUGUCCACAUUAGCUUGCCCUAAAGUUCUUGAGGAGGCAAGUCAUCUCCCUGAUGUGCUUUAUGCAAACUUGCUUCAAAGAUCAGCUGUGUGGCCAGAGAGUUUCAAGAAAUUUGGAACAAAUAAUCAGAGUAUUGGCCUCUAUUUCUUUCCUGAGAAUGAAAGUGUUAGGAGCUAUUAUGACCAGCUAGUUGAUGAAAUGAUCUCCAAUGAUCUUGCCAUCAGAGUCAUGGUUGAAAAAACCGAGCUUUUAAUUUUUUCUUCUACAUUGCUCCCAAGACAAUACAAGAGAUUUCAUUCAAAAUAUUAUUUAUGGGGUACUUUUAAAAGAAAGCAAGUCACAAGCACCAUGAAAGAUACUUGAACCUGGUUAUGGAAAUGAUGUUGUUGUCUUACUAGAUAAUAGUCUUAUUUGUUACCAAUAAUUAUAGUUGUCAAAAUGGAUUAGUCUGAAAAAAUAUUAGGUCUAAGUCGCAAAUAAUAGCUCUGCUAGGGUUUCUGGAAUAUGACUACUCCCAUACUGGUGCCGCCACCGGUGCCACCGCUGGAACCUCCGAAUACAGAUCCGGUCAAACGGCCAUGGAAUCAAGGGCUUCUCACAAAUGGAAUGAAGGAGAAAGGCGAUGAGGAAAUUCAAACUAAACAAGGAAAUGUCACUGUUUCUUACAGAAACAUUGUCACCAGAGAGAACAAUGAUACGUUGCAAGAGGAGGAAGAUGAUGAGAUUAGGUAAUUUCUUUCCCCACCUCCCAACCUUCUAGGUCACCUCUGGUGAAAAACAACAUAUAUCCCUGACUUCGGAAAUGCAUUUCCGAAAUGCAAGAAAAAGGUGUUUUCGGAGAUGCAUCUCCGAAAGUGUUUUUUUUUUCAAAAUUUGUCUUAUUUCGGAAAUGCAUUUCCGAAAACAGCAUUUCGGAAGUUCAUUUCCGAAAUACUGCGCGUUUUGCAGAUUAAGCAAAACAGCGCCCCUCCCCCAUUCAUUUUACCAUAAUCUUCUUCCAAACUCAGACUCUCUUCAAAAUUUCUGCAAAAAGCAAGUGUGAAGUAUCAGAGAUUGCCAAAAUCUUCUUCCAAUCUCAACCUAAAUCAUCUCAAACUCUAUUAGUGGUAAGUUUAUCAAUUUUUUUCAAUUUUUAGAUCCAUUAUUAAUAUCUCUACUAGGGUUGUUUAGGUUGUUUAGAUCCAUUACUCAAACUCUAAACUGUUAUUUAGGUUGUUUAGAAAGAAUAAAAUUAGUUUUGAUUUAGGAUUUUGGGGUCUGCCAUGGAAGUUGCAGAAAACUUCUUCGCAGGGGUGUUUCGGAAGUUCAUUUCCGAAAACACCUCCAUUCCCAGUUUCGAAAACGAACUUCCGAAGUGUAUCAGGAUUUCAACUUUUUUUAGUUUUUUUUGUUGUCUCUCAUUAAUCGAUUUCAAUUGUUUUCAAGAACAUGUCAGGCAACCAAACACGCAUCAGACAGGGUAGAGAGACCUAUACUGCGUCGGCUAGACGCGAGCGGACGGCGCAGCUGGCGUCGACGCAGGGACGGGGGCAAGGCCGGGGACGUGUGCGAGUUCCCGUGCAGAUGGACGAGGGUACAUUUACAUUUGGAUCGAGGAGUCGUCUGGCUCGGGUAUCUUCUUUCCGCCAGCGAGAGGAGGAGGAGGAGGAGGCAGUGCCAUACACCACGAGGCGGAGGAGGUACCGGAUGUUGACCCUCCACUCGGGGAGGAGGAUGAGUAGGAGGAGGGCUACCCGGGAGGGCCCAGUGACACUUCCGUGCUGCUUACCUACCACGAGCACGUCACUCGGCGUAUCUGGAAGGAAGAUGUAUUUUUUAUAAUUUGCCCGAUUAUAUUAUUUAGCCGUUUAUAAUUUAGCCGUUUAUUCAAUAUUUUCUUAACGGUCUAUUUAACAUACUUUUUUUUUUUGUUUUUUUUUUGUUACUGGAGAGAGAGCCUUUGAAAAUGGUGAAUUACUCUCGGAAGGUUUUUAGUCUGUUUAAACCAACUGCUGAGUGGUUUAACGACGCGGUGAGAGCUUCAGGGCUUAGUGGACUCUGCAUGACGGGGUAUACCACCAUCAGCCACGGCAUGCAGGGGGCUUUUGUGAAGCGGUGGCACAGAGAGACGUCUUCUUUCCACUUACUGGUUGAGGAGAUGACGAUCACCUUGCAUGAUGUGCAGUAUCUUCUCCACCUGCCGAUCAGGGGGACGCUGUUGCACCACUCCCGGAUCCAGAGGGUCGAAGUCAGUCAGUGGAUGGCGCUCUAUUUGGGUAUGGAGCCCGAAGUUGCUGACUAUGAGUGCAUCACGACAUCUAGGCCUCAUAUCCGGUUCACCACACUGAGCGCCUAUAUGAGCACCACUUGGUGUCGGCGGCCGAAUCCGAGGAUGCGGGUGACGAACUAUUUACACAGUAUCACCGUGGCUGCGCUCUCCGGUGCUGGUACAUGUUUGUGGUAGGCGCUGCGAUCUUUAUGGACAAGAGUGCGAGGUACGUCGACGUGGCCUACCUCCGCUACUUCAUGGACUUGACCACCGUUCACCAGUAGAACUGGGGGGCAGCUACUCUGGCAUACCUAUACCAGAAGCUGAAUGAGGCCUCCAACUGGAGGACGAGGAAGUUGACCGGAUCCUGCACACUACUUACGAGCUGGAUCAUCUCUUACUUCUCCCGCAUCCACGGCUUCCACAUUGAUCAUGAGUACGAUGAUGUCAUGCCCAGGGCCGCCAGAUACGUUCUCUAGAGGGGGAACAAUGCAGUGGGACCAUACCGUGUGUACCUGGACCGCACGAUGGACGAUGACGUCACUUGGAGGCCAUUCAGCGACUACACUCAUAUUGUCCCCUUUGACGGCAUAUCUUUAUAUUCUGGCUAGUUGGCAUGUGGGACCAGCACCAUGGUUCGGUAUCUCCCUGAGCGGUGCAUGCGGUAGUUUGGGUAUGUGCAGAUGAUACCUAGGUCACCUUUUGAGGCUGCUCCCGACACAGUGACCUGAGUGCAGCUCACUGACAUAUUUGAGGAUUGAGAGCGUCAUGUGGUACCAGAGGAGUAUCGUCGCAUUCGGGUCACCCAGGACUGGCACAGUGUGGAGGGGUACGUCACAUGGUUCUACCGGGUGUCACAUCCUCUGCUGAGACCCGACGCACAUUAUUACUAUUUGGAUCGGUUUUUAUAUAUUAUUUGAAUUUGAUUUAUCAUAUUAGUAUUUUCUGUUUA
Molecule: messenger RNA, 6568 nt
Organism: Vicia villosa (hairy vetch)
Lineage: Eukaryota; Viridiplantae; Streptophyta; Magnoliopsida; Fabales; Fabaceae
Exons: 10
Coding region: 120-3731 (1203 amino acids)
Source: RefSeq, a predicted model, not a curated record